Sclerotinia trifoliorum is the source of this 2124-nucleotide messenger RNA. Lineage: Eukaryota; Fungi; Ascomycota; Leotiomycetes; Helotiales; Sclerotiniaceae. The record is from the annotation of a GenBank genome assembly.
GAAUUAUCUCAUUCAUCUCUUUCUACCUUUCGUGCGUUUGAUUCGGAUAUGCUUCCAACAAUAUUCUCAAUAGUAGGCAGGUGAAUUGAGCAGAGCGAAAUCUAGUGAUCGACUAAUGCACAAAAAGAGCGAUCAUUGUGAUUCCUCCAAGCUCCUUUUAGUCAAAGGGAUUCCAGCAAUCGGACGUACGCAAAGAAAUAGUCUGAUUCCGGUAUAUAAACCAUAGGACGAUGGACGCACAAGCAGCCGCAGCACAAUUCCCACCCGGAUACCUCGAAAGUUAUAGCGGUCACCCACUCUUCGCUACUUGUGUCAGUUGUAUUGUGUUGGAUAUAUUUUUUGUUUUUGUGAGGUUCCUUUCGAGAUGGAUGCACAAUACACCGAGGGGAUGGGACGACUUUCUUAUGAUACCCGGGUUGUUAUUUUCGGUGCUGCUUGCUGCUCAGGGGCUCGGUAUGUAUAUCACUUCACGCCUCAUUGAGAUGGAUCCAUGUCUAAUCAGCAUUCCUUCAAGUCGGAAUACAUUACUGCGGAGUAGGCCGCCACGUCGAAGCCAUCGAGCUCAGCGACCCCUCACAACUCAUCUCCCUCUAUAAGCUCCUGAUAUUUUUCCCCGCAACUUACGCCAUCGCCGUAACCUUUCCCAAACUAUCCAUUCUAGCCAUGUAUCUCCGCAUUUUCACCGUUCCUUUCUAUCGCAUGGUAACCUACAUCGUUAUCUACAUAAUCGUCAUUUCUUCCACCAUUUUAUUCAUGAUGAUGCUCUUCCAAUGCACGCCGGUGAAUUAUUUCUGGGAUAAAACUAUCCCGGGGGGAGAAUGUCAUUUGAAUAUUGAAAAACUUUUUUUAUAUGCUAGUUUGCCGAACAUUAUUUCAGAUAUCCUUAUGUUCAUGUUGCCGUUGCCGUUUGUUUUCAGGCUGAAUAUGACGAAGAAGAUGAAGGUUGGUUUGGGCAUCACGUUGCUUACCGGAUCGAGGUAAUUAUUGACAUACCAUUUUCCAUUCCCCAAAACCUCAAAUCAGUAUCUAACAUGCAAAAAGUGGUCUGGUAACCUCCAUCCUCCGCUUCAUCGCUUUCAAACACCAAUCACUUUUCCCCGACACACCCCGUGCAGCAUCGAAUCUCGCCCUUUAUACCGUCCUCGAAACAAGCAUGUAUUUAAUUGCUGCUUGUCUUCCCGCUUGCCGGCCUCUCUUCAACAUUCUCCGUCACCCAUCUCGAAAUAUGCAAAAGAAUGAGGACCAAAAAUGUGCACCUCAUUCACCCUCUGUCAACACCAGAAAUGUAAAUGAUGACAUCGAAUUGCAACGAACCAACGACGGACGCGGGAGUGAAAGUUGGAAUUGGGUUAGGUAUCAUGGGUUUGGUGAAGGAUUCCGAGGCAUGCAAGGACGAUUUAAGAGAUUGGGUUCGGAUGCGGGAUUUAUUCUAGGAAGGAGCAGAGAAACAUCACCCCAUUCCCCACCACCUCAAUCGCAAUCUCAAUCGCAAUCUCAAUCUCAAUCUCGGUCCUCGCACGUCUCUCCACCCCAGCAAGACCGCGAUCCGGACCGACAAUUCACCGAUCAAGCCGAGGGCCGUCUGGGACUCGGACUCCACAAACUCCGUUCCGGCUCCCGAGAACGUAUAUUCAAACACUCUUUUCGCACGCCAGACCGCGUGCAUAUAGCUGAUAUGCACAUGGGACACGUGCAACAGAGUGAGGACCCAGAGACCCCGGAAUCACCUGAGAGCAAGGGCGGUUUCGCAAGAGAUGGGAUUAGGAUCAAACAGGAAUUUGAUGUUUAUUAUGAUCGGCCAGCUUUAUGAUGUGCGGGGGAUGGGAUCAAGGGGGAUAUUAGAGAAGGGUCUUUCAAAAGGGUGCUUCUUUCUGCGGUCGAGCAUAGUGUAUUAAGUAUAUUGGGCGUUGUUUUUUGAGAUUUUUGAGAUUUUUUAUUGCGAGCGAUGGCUUUGCCGCAUGGCGUGGUGUUUGGAUAUACAUACCUUAUCUGCAUUUGGUGGUUGGUGUGGUUGGUGUGCUUUGCUUUUGUGUUAUAUGAGGGGCUUGCGUGGGUUGCGGCGGUGCAUGCAUAUUUUGAUACCAUGGUGGUGGGUGGAUGGCUGGGUGGUUAGUUGUCAGUUCA